Anopheles coustani is the source of this 888-nucleotide messenger RNA. Its product is annotated as cilia- and flagella-associated protein 20-like. Gene Ontology annotation, cellular component: motile cilium; ciliary basal body. Gene Ontology annotation, biological process: cilium assembly; regulation of cilium beat frequency involved in ciliary motility; positive regulation of cell motility. The record is from RefSeq and is a predicted model, not a curated record. Lineage: Eukaryota; Metazoa; Arthropoda; Insecta; Diptera; Culicidae. Bases 1 to 888 code for a protein of 295 amino acids. The transcript is spliced from 2 exons.
AUGUUUCGAAACUCCUUCCAGCAUGGGUUUGUUAGCGUGUUCACCAGUGGUGGCAGCAAACCGCUCGCCAUUUGGGAUGUACACACGAAAAACGGACACUGCCGUCGGUUAACGGACGAAGAUCUUCGCUCACUUACCUUCGAGUUGGUUGGCGUGAAUGUAGCCACGACGUACAUGGUGGCCCCGUGUAACCCGUGCCCUUCGCUCGCCAUCAAGCUACCCUUCCUGGUGAUGCACGUGAAAAAUCUGAGGAAAUUUUUUUCCUUCGAAGUGCAGGUUCUGGACGACCGACAAUCACUCCGGCGGUUUCGAUUCUCAAACUUCCAGAGUGGAACCCGGGUGGACAUCUUUAGUUCCUCGAUACCGCUGUCACUAAGCCCCAACUGGAAUGAAAUCCAGCUCAAUCUGGUCGAUUUCACGCGUCGUGCGUACGGCACAAACUACGUGGAAACAGUGCGCAUCCAGGUUCACGCAAAUGUCCGAAUCAAGCGCAUCUACUUCUGCGAUCGGCUUUAUAAGAUCGAGGAGCAACCCAGCGAGUUUCGGCUGUUUCCACCGGUUCGUCCGUGCCGGAUCGCAGAAAUGCGGGCAGCAGCUAAGCACCACAAACAUCCCGAUGAACCGAUCGAAAUGGUACGUCCACCAACUCCCGUACAAGAAGUGAUCGAUUCGAACCAGGAGGAAGCCCCGGCUGAGACGAUUUGUGCAUCAACGAAUGUUGAAAAUCCGGCGGCUACGGUUCCAACGGAAACAGUUAAUGAAGUGGUUCAAUCGGUGGUGCACUUUGAAGAAACGGAAGAUGAGAAGAUGGAACAAACAGCAGAUGAGCCAUUGGAGCAGCCAGGGCAGCAGGACUCGGAAAGGUCACAAAAUUUAAAUGACAAUUAA